Molecule: messenger RNA, 1168 nt
Organism: Tigriopus californicus
Lineage: Eukaryota; Metazoa; Arthropoda; Copepoda; Harpacticoida; Harpacticidae
Exons: 4
Coding region: 89-1168 (359 amino acids)
Source: RefSeq, a predicted model, not a curated record
UGCCACACUUGGAUGUAAUUCAUCUGUGCUAUAUAAAAAACCCUUUGAAACGUCUAGCAUAUCAGUUUUGAUCCUGGAUCAGAUCAACAUGAAAGCAGACGUCCUUCUAUUAUGGCUCUUCUUUUGGUUCCACGACGUUAUGGCUCAAAAGGGUCUCCAAUGCUUCGUACCAGGUGAAUGCUUGGACUCCCAAAUUUUGGGAGCCACACCCACCAAUAGUUCGCGAGAAUGUUGGCGUCAUUGCCAAUCCGUAACUGGCUGCACAUGGUUCACGUUCUACAAGGAUUCCCAGGUCUGUACGCCUUUGUCCGGAUGCUUGAGAUUGUCCAAUGAGAAGUGCCAAGAGAAUUGCAUCAGUGGUGAAGAGGAAUGCCCCGAGGUUCAAUGCGGAGUCCAUGGUAGAUGUUAUGGAGCACUGGAAGGCAUCAGGAAAGUGGCCAAUGCCAAAGAAUGUGCCUCCAUGUGCGGACAACGCGACGAGUGCUUUUGGAACACGUAUGAUCCGGAGCAUGAAUCCUGCCUGAUGACCAACGACUGUCCUCUCUUGGAUCGAACUUGCUCUAAUUGUUCAAGUUCGGAACGAGAUUGUACCGCUGAGAUGGAUGCCAACAUAAAUACUUCAAUUGAGGAUGAUCCAAAAGGAACAUCGGGUUUGUUAAUGGGGACAUGUCUCAGCCUAAAGCAACAUUACUUCAACUUAGAUUCCAAUACGACGGGGAAAUGUAAAUUGCCAACAUUUGCAGUGAACACAAUAGUUCAGGUAAGAUUAUCUGGAGCGUUAUUUGUCAACACAUUCAACAACCGAGUGAAGGUGGAUCACAACGAUAUUGAGGACAAGAUCAGGAGAAUGUACGAUGCUGAGUUUGAAGAGUCCUCGCUAGACAGUCGCGGCCCAUCGUUGGAGGACACUCGUUGGCUGAAUAAGGUGGAGAAUUCAAUUCGUGUGGAUGAAGAUGGGCACUACGAGAUUGCCUUACCCUUUCAGGGCGAUGUGUGCGGAAACCCAGUUGGGUAUCGCCUGCAGGUUCAUGUGUUCGGAGCAGUGUCCUCCCCUAGUUGCGCCAAGUUUGCUCUACGCCGAGCAGCAACCGAUUCCGAGGAUGCCAUAAGCGAGCAAGCAGCUACGACCAUUCCAGAAGGAUUCUAUGUUGACGAUCUUGUCGUGUAA